Molecule: messenger RNA, 2989 nt
Organism: Phyllotreta striolata
Lineage: Eukaryota; Metazoa; Arthropoda; Insecta; Coleoptera; Chrysomelidae
Source: the annotation of a GenBank genome assembly
CCGAAACAUGACGGAGCAAAUUGAGCUUUUUUAGUAAGCAAGAAAAGUUCGGUUGUAAUAAUUGUUUAAGUUACUUUAAAAUACAAUAAUAUACGUUUAAUUCAGUUUAUCUGCUUCAAUUGUAUUGAAAUACUGCGGGAAUAUCGCUUGGUGCAUUGAAAGACCUCAAGAAAAAUGAGUGAAUCAAAAGCCGAACCUAUAAAGGUGGAAUCAAAAGCAAAUGAUGACAAAAAUAAGAACGAACUUUCGGAUGAAGAUAAGCAACUUCAAGAGGAAUUGAACUUGUGCGUGGAAAAGUUACAAGAAAAUGACAGUAAACUUUAUAUGCCCGCAUUGCAAGCUUUGGGCAACCACAUUCGGGCCUCGACUACUUCUAUGACGUCCGUGCCCAAACCACUGAAGUUCAUGAAACCUCAUUACGAUACGAUGAAAACGAUCUUCGAGAAAAUUACCGAGGCCCCAGUUAAAUGUCUCUGCGCAGAUAUUAUUUCCGUACUAGCUAUGACUAUGGGAGAAGGAAGGGACUGCUUAAAGUACAGGCUACUCUCCGAUUUGGACAAAAUCGGUGAAUGGGGCCACGAAUAUGUCAGACAUUUGGCUGGAGAAAUUGCUGGUGAAUGGGCCGAAACCGAUUUCUUAAUAAACACAGAAGUUAGAGAUAAGCUCAUAUUAUUAACGAAACAGAUCGUUCCUUAUAAUAUGGCCCAUAAUGCUGAAGCUGAAGCUUGUGAUUUGUUGAUGGAAAUCGAAAGACUAGACUUGCUCGAACAAUAUGUGGAUGAAAACAUUUACCCUAGGGUUUGCUUGUAUCUUACAAGCUGUGUGCCUUACGUAGCUGAUCCAGAAAAUACCACUCUUCUUCAAACUGCUUUGAUGCUAUUCAGGAAAUUCAAGCAGUACCCUCAAGCUCUUCGAUUGGCUAUGCAACUGAACGAUCACAGUCUCAUUGAAGAAAUAUUCCUAAACUGUCCCGAUACUGAUGUGCAGAAACAGUUGGCAUUCAUGUUGGGUAGGCAGCAGAUUUACAUCGAAGUACCCGACACCACACCGGAAUAUGAAGACCUCAUUGAAAUAAUGGCGAAUUGUCAUCUAAACAACCACUUUUUGAAUCUUGCACGCGAAUUGGAUAUAAUGGACCCGAAGACCCCAGAAGAUGUCUACAAAUCCCACUUGGAAAACAGCCGUCCCCCAUUCGGUGGAAGCCAAGUUGAUUCUGCCAGACAGAACUUGGCUGCGAGUUUUGUAAACGGUUUCGUAAAUGCCGCUUUCGGGCAAGACAAACUCUUGAUGGAAGAUGGAAAUAAAUGGCUCUACAAGAACAAAGAGCACGGUAUGCUGAGCGCUACUGCCUCAUUGGGUUUAGUUCUAUUAUGGGACGUUGAUGGAGGUCUUACGCCUAUUGAUAAAUACUUAUAUUCCUCUGAAGAUCACAUUAAAUCCGGAGCUCUGUUGGCUUGCGGUAUCGUCAAUUGUGGAGUCAGGAAUGAAUGUGAUCCCGCAUUGGCCCUGUUGAGUGACUAUGUCCUUCAUAGCACGAAUAUAAUGAGGAUAGGUGCUAUCGUGGGUCUUGGAUUAGCUUAUGUUGGAUCUAACAGAGAAGCAGUUUUAAGCUUACUGACUCCUGUCUUCUCCGAUCCGAAAUCCAAUAUGGAGGUUAUCGGUAUGUCAGCACUAGCUUGCGGAAUGAUCGCAGUGGGAUCUGGAAAUCUUCAAGUCACCACCACAAUUAUGCAGACGUUAAUGGAAAAAUCGGAAUCUGAACUGAAAGAUACUUACGCUAGAUUCUUGCCUUUGGGUCUCGGUCUGUGUAUGUUGGGCAAACAAGAAGGUAUCGAUUCCAUAAUUGCCGCGUUGGAAGUUAUACCGGAGCCUUUUAAAUCUAUGGCAACUACUAUGGUCGACAUUUGCGCUUACGCCGGUACUGGCAACGUGCUUAAAGUUCAACAUUUACUUCACAUUUGCUCCGAACAUUACGAUGGCAGUGACAGCACAGACAAGAGCUCUAAAGAUAAGGACAAAAAAGACGCCGCGGAGAAGGAGAAAGACCUUUCCUCGAGACAAGCAGUGGCCGUACUCGGUAUAGCUUUGAUCAGCAUGGGCGAAGAUAUUGGUAGCGAAAUGGCCUUCCGCACCUUCGGGCAUUUGUUGCGCUACUGCGAACCAGUGAUUAGAAGAGCAGUACCGUUAGCUUUAGGACUUAUUUCAGUAUCGAAUCCUAAAUUGAGCAUCCUCGACACUUUGAGUAAAUUCUCGCACGAUAGUGACGCGGAAGUAGCCCACAAUGCCAUAUUUGCCAUGGGUUUAGUUGGAGCGGGUACGAAUAACGCAAGAUUGGCCGCGAUGCUGAGGCAAUUGGCGCAGUAUCACGCUAAAGAUCCGAACAACCUGUUUAUGGUUCGCAUUGCUCAGGGUCUAACACAUUUAGGCAAAGGAACGUUGACGUUGAGUCCUUAUCACAGCGACCGUCAACUCAUGAGUCCUGUAGCAGUUGCAGGAUUAAUGGCUACACUCGUUGGGUUUUUGGAUGUUAAAAAUAUUAUUUUGGGAAGAUCGCAUUAUCUCCUAUACACUUUAGCAGCGGCUAUGCAACCUAGGAUGCUUGUGACAUUCGAUGAAGAUUUGAAUCCAUUGCCGGUACCUGUGAGAGUGGGAUUGGCUGUUGAUGUAGUUGGUCAAGCUGGUAAACCAAAAACUAUAACAGGUUUUCAAACACAUACCACUCCCGUUCUUCUUGCUUAUGGUGAAAGAGCUGAACUGGCUACUGAAGAAUACCUAGCCCUCACUCCGAUUAUGGAAGGUUUCGUUAUAUUGAGAAAAAAUCCCGACUUCAAUGCAUAAGUUUUGAAUAUAGACUUAAGAAUUAUUUAUAAAUCAUAUAGUCCAGCGAGCUGUUUUAUAACGAAUAAUUACGUUGUGUUUUUUAGUUAUUAUUCAGUGAAAACUAAAUAUUGUAUUUCUAAAUAAAAAUUAAAAUAUUUUUAAAUGUUUA